Molecule: messenger RNA, 1548 nt
Organism: Salvia hispanica
Lineage: Eukaryota; Viridiplantae; Streptophyta; Magnoliopsida; Lamiales; Lamiaceae
Source: RefSeq, a predicted model, not a curated record
AUGGGUGGUAUUGGAAAGACAACUCUUGCCAGAGCUGUUUUUGAUGAUGACCAAGUUGUCAACCACUUUCCUGUUCGUGUCUGGAUCACUGUGUCCCAGAACUAUCAAAUUGAAACUGUCUAUGAAGAGCUCUUACUCUCCUUGGAGAAUCAAAUCGAAAAAGGACUUGUGAAUGAUUGUGACACAACGGAACACAAGUUACGCCAAAUCUUGAUGAACAACAAGUACCUGAUUGUGCUGGAUGAUCUAUGGAGUAAAAAAACUAUGGAAGACAUAAGCAAGGUAUUUCCCAAAGAAGAAAAGAGUGAUGGGAGUUGGAUUUUGAUAACCACAAGGAAUGACAAUUUGAUUUUCUAUUCCCAUAAUGCUCACAAGAUGGGUCUCAUGGAUGAGCAUGUAAGUUGGUCUCUUUUGAAGCAAAAGGUGUUUGGUAGCAAAGAUUGUCCAUCUGAGUCGGAGAAGAUCGGAAAGGAUAUUGCCAAAGGUUGCAAGGGGAUGCCCCUUGCAAUUGUUGUAGUUGCUCGUAUAUUGUCUCCACGAGACCAGACUCAAUCCUCGUGGGAGGAAGUUGCACAAAACAUACGUUCACUUAUCGUGGAAGACGCACAGUUUCAAUCUACAAUGUCUUUGAGUUAUGCCGAAUUGUCUCAUCCUUUGAGGUCUUGUUUCUUAUACAUGUGUGGCUUCCAUGAUGAUUAUGAACUUCGAGUCUCCGUGCUUGCUAAGUUAUGGAUGGCUGAAGGAUUUGCUACUACUCAAUAUAACGCUGAACAAUAUGUGAAGGAAAUCGUGAGCAAAAAUUUGGCUUCCACCACAGCCAUCAAGUCCAAUGGUGGAAUCAAAAGUUGCAUUGUCCAUGAUUUGGUACGUGACGUGUUCAAAAUAAAGGCUCUAGAUGAGAAUUAUGAGCGGCGGAUCAGUAUUUCUCAUCUUGAUCUGAGGGAGGUUGCAAGAGUGUAUGCCUCAACCCUGCGUACCAUUAUAAGCUUCCAUCGUAAUGAAAGCUCAUUACGCGGUCUGCGCAAGUUCAAAUUGCUAAGGGUGUUGGAUGUGGUUGAUACAGAUGCAUAUGCACUCCCUACUUCUGUGUUCGACCUCUUCCACUUGAGGUACCUUGCUUUCGGAUGUGCAAUGGAGGUUCCAUCAGCCAUAUCCAAAUUGCAGAAUCUUCGGUCGUUGAUCAUCCGUCCCAACAAGAGAUCAAGGAAAUACAUAUACUCAAGGGAUGAGGUAUAUCUACCAUUAGAGAUCUGGAUGCUGCCACUUUUGACGCAUCUUGUCUCCUUCUUCGAUCUCUUGGCACAUCCAGAAGAAACAACUUCUCCUGCUCUGAAGAUGCUGCUUACACUGUCUGUUGUGAAAAAGCUGAUAUGCAAAGAAGAGAUGAUGAAAUUGAUAUGCAAUGUGAAAAAGCUGGCAAUCACAUAUUUUGGAGACAGAUAUCAACAAGACUAUCAGCUCCACAAUCUUGUGCUUUUGUCUCAGCUUGAGAAACUGACACUAGUUGUGAAGAAAGGUUCUCUUCUUCAGGGAAAAGCUAAGCCUUGA